AUGUCCGGCGUCGAAUCAAAGACCACUGCCUCUGCACAGUUUUUAUCGAAUAUUAUCGGCCAGGCCGUGGUUGUAAAACUACACAACGGAAUGUUAUACCAGGGUGUAUUGGAAUCUAUCGAUGGGUUUAUGAAUAUUGCAUUAAAUCAGGCUACAGAACAUUACGAAACAGAUGAAAAUGGUCUUCUGCAUAGGUAUGACGGUGACGUUUUUGUGAGGGGUACUCAAGUACUCUAUAUUAGCGAGGCAUGA
Messenger RNA from Lachancea nothofagi CBS 11611, 252 nucleotides. The record is from the annotation of a GenBank genome assembly. Lineage: Eukaryota; Fungi; Ascomycota; Saccharomycetes; Saccharomycetales; Saccharomycetaceae.